Messenger RNA from Aethina tumida (small hive beetle), 1666 nucleotides. RefSeq names its product cilia- and flagella-associated protein 157-like. The record is from RefSeq and is a predicted model, not a curated record. Bases 2 to 1603 code for a protein of 533 amino acids. NCBI's taxonomy places the organism in Eukaryota, Metazoa, Arthropoda, Insecta, Coleoptera, Nitidulidae. Gene Ontology annotation, cellular component: cilium; ciliary basal body. The transcript has 2 exons. Gene Ontology annotation, molecular function: microtubule binding.
UAUGCCUAAAAAGGGGAAGAAAAAGUAUGUUGCUCCGAUUACAAUUAUAACAGAAGUCGAAAGAAAAUUCUACGAACUACAUAUAGAAGACUUACGUAAAAGAAUAGAAAGGCAGGAGUUAUUACUUAUUGAACUUGAAGAGAAAAAGUCAGAAUGUAAACUUAAUAUCGAAGAGAUUGAUGGUAAAAACCUAGAAAUUAUUAAAGGACUACAAGUAUCAUUGUCAGAAAAACAUGCUGAAUUAAACGAUGUUCAACAAGCUAUUGUAAAUUUAAACAAGUCUACAGAUGAUAAAACUCAACAAUAUGAAGACAAAAUUGAGGCGAUGGACAGAGAGUAUGACGAAACUCAAGCAAAGCUUACAUCACAAAAUAAACUGCUAACAGGUAGUUUAAACAACUUGGAAGAAUUCAGAAACGUUCAACAGGAGCUCCUGGAGAAAUAUGAUGAACGCCAGAAAAGUAUAGACGAAGAAGAACACAGACAUGAAUUAGCUAAAAAGGACAUCUUAGAAAAGUUCGAAAUUAUGAAAGAUAAAUUGACCAAUGACAUGGAAAAUAGGUUACUACAAUUAUCAUCAGACUUUCAGACUCAUGCAAUGAUAAAAAUGCCAGCAACUGUAUAUCGUAUGACAAGAGAGAACACAGUAAUUAAAAAUUUUAUGGAUAUAUUACUGGGAGCUCAACACAGUCUUCAAGAAGAAAUGUUUGAUUUAGAAUCUCAAGACAAGGACUUAAAAGAAGAAGCUCAAGAAGAAACGGAAAAAAAUAAAGUGAUAUUGAAAAAACUUCAAGUAUUGAAAAAAGUCAUACGUGAUCUUUCAGCAAUACUUCAUACAGCCAAACGUAUGAUUAGAAAAACUGUACAAAUUGCAGUAGUUACUUCAGUACGCAAUCAUUUGGAAGAACUUGAGGAGAAAAGGAAAAUUGUGAAUGAUCUGAUAUAUGUUAAUAGAGUGUUACAACAAAACAUAUUAGAAUUGAAACGUUCCGAGUCUCAUAUUGUUAAAAAGUACAAUAAUUAUAUGUAUAAAUAUGACCACUUGUGUGCAGUACACAAGGAAGCUAAGUGUUCUAUUAAUGAAGCUUUGGAUCACAUAAAACUUAAUAAUUCAUACGAUGCAAUUCCGAUACUGAAAAGGUUGCUUUACUUGAUUCAAUAUCCUACAGAUGUACAAGAUGAUGCUCAUUCCUUAUCGAUUAUAUCAAUGGAUUACAAGACUCCACCAGAUGUAGAAUUGCCUGAUGACAUACCAUUACGAAUAGUAUAUCCUGUUAAACGAGAACGAGCAAUACUUGUUGCGGUACCGGAGGAUGAUAGAGACAGAAAGUCUUCGAAAAUGAUUGCAGAAAUGCCUAUGAUGAUGAUGAUGGUGGAGGAAGAAGAAGUGAAGGAGGAGGAAUCAAUACACACAGUGGAAAGUGUUCGUAGUGAUCCAUUCUUUAAAGAAUCAGAAUUGGAAAUUACUAUUAUUGAUGAAGAAUAUGAUGAAAUCGAAAUUGAGGAAGAGGAGGAAGAAGAGGAAUCCUCAGAUAAUGAAGAAACCAACUUAGAAAUGGGAUCCAAAACAUCCUCUAUGGAACUUGAUACAGUGGAAAUAUAGAAUUUUAUCAAAUUAUACAAAACAUUUAUAAACAUAAAUACAUUAUAUAUUUAUUUUAAUGAA